This is a messenger RNA of Alternaria viburni, 2883 nucleotides long. RefSeq lists its product as uncharacterized. The coding region runs from base 1 to 2883 and encodes 960 amino acids. The transcript has 2 exons. The record is from RefSeq and is a predicted model, not a curated record. Lineage: Eukaryota; Fungi; Ascomycota; Dothideomycetes; Pleosporales; Pleosporaceae.
AUGUCCCCCGACCAAACCGCCACCGCCAUCUACCUCUCCCGCUUCCGCGACCGCAUCGCCACCAUCCGCCAAAACGUCACCGUCACAUCCCUUAAAGGCCGGUUCACCAACUCCAUCCCCAACACCCUCCGCCGCAGAGAUAGUCUAGGUCGCCGCGGAGAGCAUGCCCGUACCGCACUGUCUGCGUCGCUGGGUCUGUAUUACACCGGUGUGGAUAAGUCGGAGGAGGAUUUAAGGGAUAUGAGUCCUGUGGGGUGGGGGGAUGGAGAGGGGGAUGAUGGAGAUGGGGAUGGAGAUGGUGGGGAUGGUGAUGGGGAGGAUGGAAGGUCUGAUAGCAUGGAACCCCUCCGCCACCGAGAUCGCGACUCAAGCAGCAGGGAGGACAUCACCAACGCGUCGUGGGACGCGCAAUGGGAGUUAGAUAUGGACCGGGAAGAAGAGCGGUUGAUGCGUUCGGAGCACCGGAUUGCGGAAGAACGUGAAGAGAGUGUAUCGGGUGGGGAAAAGGUUGGAGUAGGAGGAGUUAGAGGGAGGGAGAGGGAGAUGUAUAAGCCGUAUCACAGUUUGAAUAGUGGGGCGGCGAGGAGGAAGGGGUUGGAUGAGGUAAAGAGGAUGUAUGAGGGUGGGGGGAGGUAUGCUACGAGUAUGCUAAGGGAUCUGGGGGCUGGGGAGUGGAAUGGGGAAGUGGCAGACGAAGAAGGGCAAGAGGAAGAAGCGCAGAACGAAGGAGUGCCAGACGAAGAAGCGCAGAACGAAGAAGCGCAAGACGAAGAACCGCAGAACGAAGAACCGCCAGACGAAGAACCAUCCCAGUCUGCUACCCAAGACGAAGAGAACGAAGACGAAGAACCACCCUAUCCCGCCAGCCAAGGAAACGAAUCCUCCAUCUCCCUCCCCUCAAACCCCUACCCCGAAGACGACUUCCUCCUCCCCCUAACCCGACAACCCGCGCGAACCACACCUCCGCCCUUCCCCUCCCCUCCCAACCUAAUCAUCCACCCAAACUCCUCACCGGGACUAUCGAUACCAUCAAACCCUUACCCAGAAGACGCACCGUCCUCACCAACCUCCUUCUCCCAGCCCCCUCCACCACCACCACCACCACCCCGACCCACACAAUCCCCCUCCCCAUACUACCGCGCCGUAACACCACCUACCCCCCACUCUCGACGAUUCCCGAUAUAUCCGUGUGACAGAACGAUUUCGCCUAUUAGUCCGUUUAAUGCGAGUAGGCAUUUGAUUUCUGCGGAGGGGACGGCGUCGAGCCUGAGUUACCGGAUUGAGCAUCGACAGGAAGGAAAUGAUGGUUACAGCAAUGAUGGUGAUGGUGUAGAAGGGGGGUAUACGUAUGCGCCUAAUCAUCCUUACCACGGUAUGGACGAAGAAGGGAUGAGGGAGUAUUGGCAUGCGCUUGAGGGGUAUCAUACGGAGAGUGAGCGAAAUUUGAAGAGAAGGGGGGAAGGGAGGGGGAGGAGACGGACGGUGUCUUCGCCUGUGCAGUAUGAUCCCGAGAGGGUGUUUGGGUCCGUGGGGGAGAGCUAUGAGGGUGGUGGAGGUGAGGGCGGAGAAUGGGAGGAUGAGGUUAGGCGGCGGUAUCUGGACGCUUUGAGUGGUGAAGAGAGGAGAAUGGCGGAAGAAGAGGACGAGGAGGAGUUCGCCAUGAGAACCGCAGCCGGAGAAACCAAUGCGGGGAAUAAGAACAUGAUGAACCGGCUUCUGCGCACCUUCGCAUGUCGACCCGGAACCGUCACACCAAUCCAAACUACCAUCCCCACUCCAACCAACACAAACACACCCACCACACCCGCAAUACCCACAACCCCAAAGAAAUACACCCUAGCCUACCUCUCCCACAAGAUAGGCCGAACCCAAAAAAGAGAAGAAGAAGCAAAACUCCGAGAACGCCUCAUGGCCCUCCGCCUAGCUGAACCCUCUGCGCCGCGAACCCACCACAUCGAAUACAUCAACAACCCCACAGAAAUCCCCGUUCUCAUACCCAAACCCAAAGCGAAGAGGAGGAAAGACAGCACGCAACCCAAUCCACCUUCUCUUGUCCCGAACCUACAAAGUCGGACGCAGAGUGUUAUUGGUCCGCCGGUUGGGCUUUCGCAGAUGAUUCAGAGGGCGCCGGGGAGUGUUAGGGUGGUGACGCCUUUGCCUGUUCCUGCAUCUUCGGAGACAGGGUCUUCGGAUGGAGAGAGGGGGGAAGAGGUUGAAGAGGAGGUCCAGAGAGGACCCAGACAAGAGCACUCAGGCUCAAGUCUCUCGGAUCGGUUACGGCAAACGCAACUUGAAGAUCUACCUCUGCAACAGGAUGCAGCAAGGGAGAUACGGGAUUUGAUGAUGGCGCUUGAACGGGAUCAACACCACCUUAUUACCAAGCCUACGCCGCCAUCGCAUAGCGGCACAGCAUCCUACGAUAUCGACACGCAAAGACCACCUAUCCAACGAGCAGAUGAACUACCUGGUGGCUUCUCGACCCCAUCACCCCAGGCCAGUGUUUCCCCCCACGAAACUCUUGAACGACACUUCCGCACACAACGCCAAGUCAAUGAGCGUUUCAUCCGUCCCAUUCGUGCGAUAACUUCGCAGUCGAGUAGUCGGACGCUGCCGAGGAGUUAUAGGGUACCGGAGGGGCAUAGUGGCGGGAGGGGUGUGCUGAGGAUUAGGAAUUUGGUGGUGCAGGGGGAGGGAGAGGGAGAAGGGGAGGAAGUUGAGGGUGAAGUUGGGAUCGAUGACAGGAAUGGUGGUGGGAGUGCAAGCAGGAUUGUUGAGAAUGAGCGAACUGGCACUGAGGAGUUGGAGACGGAUGCAGAAGAAGAAAAGAAGGAGACUUUGCUGCGAGACAUUCCCGAUGGGAAUGGUGGGGACGAUAUACCAUAG